Messenger RNA from Oncorhynchus kisutch (coho salmon), 3364 nucleotides. RefSeq names its product FUN14 domain containing 1 (gene fundc1). Bases 1843 to 2289 code for a protein of 148 amino acids. The record is from RefSeq and is a predicted model, not a curated record. Gene Ontology annotation, biological process: autophagy of mitochondrion. The transcript is spliced from 5 exons. Gene Ontology annotation, cellular component: mitochondrial outer membrane. Lineage: Eukaryota; Metazoa; Chordata; Actinopteri; Salmoniformes; Salmonidae.
CACUUUUAUAACAAACCAUCAACUUCACGCAUCUCCUCAGCUUCUUUGUAUUGGUUUCCCGUGUUGUAUUAUGAUUACUUUAACUGUACUUUGAAGUAUAUUAUUGGUUAAGGUAUCUGAGUGUUUCUAGUGCGAGACGGGGUACAGGUCAGCAAAUUCAGUUGCCAAGGAUCACGCUAAAGUGUUGCUAUUUGAUGGGAUUGAGUUGUUAUCAGCUUGUUAUAACAGUGUAAUAAGUGAUUUACAAAAUUAUAGCACUAUUCACUAUUAGUAUGGCUGUCAUAGUUGUAUCCCAUUGUCUAUUAUCACUGUAUGUAUGGGUUCUGUUCCUAUAUUUAUAUCAAACAGAUCCCUAAUAUAUAGACUUACACUAAAAUGUGUUAUACUCACGUAUAAACCUCUUAUCUUAAAGUGUAAUAUACAUUUUUAUAAACAUACCUAUCCUAUUCACUAUGACUGCUUGAUGCUAAUAGGUUCACUUUAGUUUACCUUAACUGACAGCAAGCAAUCUCUCAUAAUCAGCCCAAGACAUUCCCCACUAUCCGUUACCUAAAGUUUUUAUGCAUAGACAAGUAUGUCUUCGCAAAAUGCCAUUGUAGGCAAGAUAUCUUCAGACAUAUGCCAAUGGCCUAAUGCUGGAAUACUCAUAUGGGAGCUGACAAAACAUGCCCAUCACAACACAACAGGCCUUGGGGAUUUCGGGCUGUUUUCAAUGUUCAACUCAUAUGGCAUAAGGUGAAGGAUUGGGUAUUGGAGGAAGAGCUGAUCUUUGAUCUGGUAUAUGGGGAGUCUUGAUCCUGCUGUUCUUGUCUCCUCCAGAAGAUAUGGCUUCGUCAAUCAGACAUGAUAACUCAGAGCAUAGGUCACUUUCCAGUUUGAUUGGAAUAUCCACAACUCUGCUGCCACAGAUUGGCUGGGCUGUAAAUAUGUCAUCACUGUCAUGGUGGCAGAGAUAGAUGGCCACCUGUCACUGUGUUGGAACAGGAAGCAGUGAAUUAUGAGGGACAAAGGAAGGGGUCAAAUCAAACUCCUGGUUUCAAUUAAGCAUAGUGGUUAUCAAACACAUAGGCAGCAAGCCCAAUAUUCAUAAGCCUACCAAAUCUGCUUAUUAUUUUACCCAAGAUUCAACUCUACAUAAUUUAGCAUUGUAGAAACACAAGAGAACUUUUGCACUUGGAGUCAGUCUGAUAAAAUGUGUCAGUUAAAUUGUUUGGCUGCCGAAGGGAUGAAACACAGACUCUGGAUUUUGGCUUUUAAUAAAAAAUGAAAUGAUAACCGAUCAUGCAGUCAUAGAAUAGGCCUAGUUACAUAAAGCUCACCCUUACAGAAAAUCACAUGAUUUCAAGCGAAAUUCCUCAUGUGAAAAUGUAUUUUUGGAUUACAACAUGUGAUGACGUUUUCACAUGUGUAGUUUAAUGUUACCACAUUAACUUUACAUUAAGUACCAAAGGCUAUAUUAUUCAUAAAUGACUUAGAUGAUUGUAAAUGUGAAUGACAAAAAAAUAAACAUUAAAACAUUCAUCAGAGUAAUUUAGGCUACAGACAUCACUCAGCUAUUAUAGCUAGGGAACCGAAUCUGCUCCUCAAUCGCAGACUGAAGUAGCCUAUUCUGCAGUGGCUUUCACUCUGUGCAUAUGUAUAAUUUGUAUUCAAAUGGGCACAUUUUUGGUUAAAAGUUACCCUUUUUUUUUAAGUCAGUUUUGUUUUGUGAGGAAACCUAAAUUCAUGACAACUGCAUUGAAUGAUAAACUGCAUUGAGACUUUCCAAUAAGGUUAUUUAAGUAAGCAUGAUAUUUUUAUAAUCAAUGCAUGAAAUUAAAAUGUUUGACUGUCUGACAAACUAUGCAAACGACGUAUCCCAUGACCAUCCUAUCAUGCCUGGGACAGCAUUUGUCAACAUACAAGUCAGAGCACUCCAAAAUGGCGGAUCGUGAAGAGGACCCAGAGAAUGAAGACGACACAUGCGAUGUGAUCUACCUGACAGAAUAUGCCAGACGUCAACAAUGGUGUGCAGGAUAUCUUUUCCAGAAGGUGGGGAAGAUUGCAGCCACCGCUGUAGGAGGAGGAUUCCUGUUAUUACAGAUAGCCAACCACAGUGGCUAUGUGCAGGUGGACUGGAAGAGAGUGGAAAAGGAUGUCAACAAAGCCAAGAGACACCUGAAGAAGAAUGCUGACAGGGCUGUACCAGAGUUUAACUCACUUAUUGACCAGUCCACAGAGUUCGUGAAGACAAACGUAAUCAUCACCAGUGGAUUCUUUGGAGGCUUUUUGCUUGGUCUGGCAUCCUAAGAUAUAAAAAUAGAGACCUGCAGUUUAUUAAGGCUUUUUUUUUGAGAGGUCUUGUCUGUCGUGCCCUUCUUAAAUGGUGGUGGGAAAAACAAGAACAGAUGCACAAUAUAUCAAAAUGAGCCAAAGUGUAAUUACACAAACCACAAAAGGGUAGUGCACUUGUAAAUACUCUGUCAUGUGUACCUACAGUUACACAAUACCUACCCAUGUAUCUACCAUGUAAAUGCUAAAUGCUUGGUUUUAGUGCCACUUGAAACUGUAACCAAGAUUUUUCUGCUUCUCUACCGAAUAAACAAAACCAUGUUUCUAGUCAGGCUUCAGCUCUGAUUCAAGAAAAUCGGGCAUGACCUAAAAGGAGUCAGUGGGUCUUGUGGGAAAUACUGGUCUACAAAACAGUUCAUCAACACUCUGUAAGAGCACACAGGUGUUGUGAUCCUGUACAUGGGAUCUAGUGGUCCUGCCCCACUCAGACUCAUGUAUUCAUCAUAUGAAAAGAUAGAAAUAUACACUCAUUCAAUUGCUUUGAGCGGGUGCUGGAGAUCAAAGUGUGUACGUACAUGUAUGUAAAACGGAUAGGAAGACGCCACACAUUGCAAUCUAAGCUGUAUUUAUUGAGAUCGACCUUGUGGUCCAUCAGACUCCCAUGCAUCCCGUAGAAGUAUACGUACAGUGUACUGUUGCAUUGGUUACAGGUACACACCUUAUUGGGCUGUAAUUCUGGACCUUAUUGAUUACAUUUGGGUCCAGUUCUUUUCCAGUUCAUUUGUUUAUAUUGUUAUUUUUGUCAAUAGUCCUACACCGCUAGUAUACUCAAGUCAUGCAGUGCAUUAUGUUGCUCAGGAAACUAUGCAUGACAUGUCAUUUUCAUUGUAUGCAUUAAUUCUUCAGUCACGUUAUAUUGAGUGAUUUAGGAUUACUAUGACAAUAUAUUAUUUUGUCUUUACAAGCAGUGCAAUAUUUGCUUAGAGGUAGUGUAGCCUCUUCUCUUUCACAGAAAAGCUAUUUACCUUUGUUAUUGAAUGACAGUGUUGUUGUACUUUGUGUAUAUAUCCUUAAUAAAAGACAAUGCAGCAAU